Messenger RNA from Drechmeria coniospora, 753 nucleotides. RefSeq lists its product as uncharacterized. The transcript has a single exon. Lineage: Eukaryota; Fungi; Ascomycota; Sordariomycetes; Hypocreales; Ophiocordycipitaceae. Bases 1 to 753 code for a protein of 250 amino acids. The record is from RefSeq and is a predicted model, not a curated record.
AUGUCGACCAAGAGCAAGAGCUGGCCCUGCCGAGACUCGUGGCCGCCGACGCAGGUGCGCCUCGUGCCGUCGACGUCGCGCAAGCACCGAGGCUCGAGCCGGUCGACGCACGCUCUCGAGGACAUUGACGACAACCCCCUCACCUACUUUCUCACGCCCACGCCCACAAACGACGGAGAGGCGGCCGACGACGACAUGGACUUUGACGCGGGCAUCGAGGACGCCCACUCGGGCUCGCGCGAGCUCGUCCGCAGCGUGAGCCCGUCGACGCUCGACGGCUUCGGCAAGCCCGACGCUCGCGCCGCGUCGCCCGACUUGGACUCGGACGGGCUCACGACCGACGACGACGACGACGGCGACGACGGCGAGGAGGAGUACAUCCGCUUCACGCCGGGUGGCUCGUCUCGACUGUCGUCCCUCCGCAACAUGGCCAUCGACGGGCUCAAGGUGCGAACCAGGAGUCCCGACCUCGGCGGCUCGGCCGCUUCGUUCCCGUCCCCGUCGUGGGCGAGGGGCAGGAGCUCGGCCCGGCCGAGGCGUGGCCUGUCGCGCAGCGUCUCGGCCCGGCCCCGGCCCAGCAGGCUGUGGCGGGAGCCGAGCCCGGACGUGUGGUCGAUCGAAGAGGAGACGGAGGAGGAGAUGAUGGGCGAAAAGGGUGCGAGUGCGACGAAGAAGGAGGCGGCGGCGGUACAGGAGAUGGCUGCAAAGCCCAAGAAGCGCGUGCGCUUCCUGCUUCCCUCGAUGGACCCGUGA